UGUAUACGUACGCCUCGUGAUUCGAUAUCGUUCGUUGUUAUUCUUCUUCUUCUUCUUUGUAUCUUCUUCUUCCUCUUCUUCUUAACUAAAUUUUUUUUCCUCCUUUUCGUAAUCAUAAUCGAUAUCACACUCUAUAAACCAAUAUAAAGAUAAUUAUUAUAGAUACACACACACACACACACACAUAUAUAUAUAUAUAUAUACAUAUAUAUGAAGAUAUAUUUAUGUAUGCUAGUGAUUCGAAUGUGAUUAAUAUGGGACAAGACUAUUUUCGUGUGUAUAUGUGAAUAAAAUAGAGGACAUCGUUUGAUAAUAAUGAACCUAUGAUAAUCGUGCCAGUUCGAUGACCGGUGAAUGUGCUUCGAAAAAUAACAAUCGACGAUAUAAAAAUGUAAAAGAUCCGCUCGAGAAAGUGAUUGCGUCUUCGAAACGAUCGAAAUCUGAAGAUUGGAACUUGAUUAGUGUUCUUUCUAACAGUGUUAAAAAGUGAGCCUCAAGUGAGUCGAACUUGAUAUUGCAAAAAAACGAUCGUAGAAAAGAUUGGAGAAUCUGAUCGAAGCUUAUCGAAUCAUGGAAUCGAGAGAAGCUUAAUCGUCGAAUUGUUAAAUAAGUGAGAGGAGAUAGCGAGUUUGGUCUAUCUUAUCGCGAGAUUCGUUUCUUACAUAAAAAUCAUAAUUAAUAAUUGCGCGGGUAAGGAAAAGGAGAAGGAAAAGGAAAGCGGAAAUGGCCGGCGGGCGUGCAACUCCGUGCGGCAAUUAUGUUAAGUGGGCAAUUAGCAAUUAAGCAAGAAGCCGAGCCGAGCGGCCCCUUAAUUGCAUUCGAGACGAAGGUGGUGGUCAAGCCGCCGGAGGUGGAGCGAUCGAGCUGACGUACGGGAGGAAGUGCAAGGUAUAACGAGGAGUUAUUUGAUAACUUUCCUCGUUGAUGCGGUGUCAAUGUAAAUGAUCUAUCGACCGUCAACUUUAUUUAUCUUUUAUAGAAAGAUUCGAUGGAUUCAUUUUGAAAAUUAAUAUAUUUUUUGGAAUCGAGUCGUUUUCAUGCCAUCAUUGUGUUACUCUAUUAGAAUUAACAAAGUUUUUUGACCCUGUCUUCAGCUAUCGAAGAUCAUCGUUUGAUCGGCGUCGACUAAUUUUGGAAUGUUCGUCGAGAUCGUCACGAUCCCGAAGAGUUUCGAGAAAUUGGGAUUACGCGAUCAAGACAUUGGAUACAGUGAAUGGUGAAAAAGAAAAAGGUUUCUUCGAAAUAAACUCGUAAAAUUUCGAUAUAGCUAUUUUGCUGAUAGCUAAAAAGGUGGUCGUGACUUCCUGGUGAAGAAAACGUUUCGAUUAUCGGCAAGAUUCUUUCUCCCAGGUACCGGACGAGUCCUGGCGUGGCGACAGAGGUACCAACGGGUGCCCGUAGCCCGAAGGAACCACCGACGUCCACCGUAAUGACGGUCCACCAUCAUCAGAACCACCACGUGGCGGCUCUCAGUGGUGUCGCCGUCGCCGGGAACGGUCUCAAUCUCAGCAGAAUGUCCGGCCUGGAACCCCAUAGCCUGGACAAUAUCGUCGAUAGAAAUGGAGUAGGCAUGGAACUUCUUUCAAAUGGUCUUGAUGCCAGAAAUAAGAGUCAUAAUAACAAUAACAAUAACAACAAUAAUCAUAGUAACAGUUUACCACGAGGUAAUGCCUCUACGACGAUGCCUCAAAGAUCGAGGUUCAUGAUCACCGAUAUCCUUGCGAGUGCUUCGAGUAAGGUACACCCAUCGGGUCUGCCGGCACAAGAACCACCUGGAAGUCCACCUUCAACGCCUAGGGAUCUCAGCGUUCGGCAUCAAUCCAAGUCAUCCUUGAGCAAUAGCAAUCUCGAUGAGGAUAGCGACGCCAGUCACCACGAUGGUGCUUCCGUCACUUCCAAUGGUGGUAAAGAAGAUGAUCCUAAAGGUUCCUCGUCCAGUGCCUUGAGUUCGGCUCAAAGCAAGAAACAACGAAAAGCUCGUACAGCUUUUACCGAUCAUCAAUUGCAAACAUUGGAGAAGAGUUUCGAACGACAAAAGUAUCUCAGCGUUCAAGACAGAAUGGAACUCGCGGCGAAGUUACAACUUACUGAUACUCAAGUGAAAACGUGGUAUCAGAAUAGAAGAACAAAAUGGAAGAGACAGACAAUGGUUGGCUUCGAAAUAAUGGCUGAGAGCAACUACGCUGUUGCAGCUUUUCAACAAUUUUACGGAAGCGGAGCUGGAGCAGCCGUUCCGACGCAUCCUGCUGCAGGACGAUACUUUCCUUAUGCGACGAGUCAUCCUUUACCUUCGAAUCAAUUAUUUUAUCAACAAGCAUCGGCUGCUGUUACCUUACAGAAGCCAUUACCUUACAGACUUUACCCACCUACGAUGAUUCUCGCUGGACCUAGUGCUGGACCAUUUGGCUCACUUGCUGCCAGUUCGAGCUUAUCCAGCUUGAGCAAUUAUUACAGAGAUAGUCCUGACAUGGUAGAUGAGAGGGAGAGGGAAAGCAGGAAAGAAAGAAAAGAUAGAGAAACGAUGCAAAGGGAUAGGAGCAGAAGUCGAGAAGGAUCACCGAUUAGAAGAGAAGACACUCCGGAAAGUAUAAAAGCCGAUAGCGACGAAGAAAGUAUACACGAUAUUUAGGACAUAGACAAAACAAUCGAUCGAUCGGCGAAACAAUUCGAAUGAACGACGAAAGGAUAUGCUUUGAUCCUCCGAAUAAUGAAGACGACGAACAAAAAUACUAAAAAAUGCGAUGAACCAUUCAUAAAGCUGCGAGAAUGAAAAUGAUUUUAAAAGUUUAAAACUCGUUCUUCGGAAUAAUACGAAAGAAGAAUUUUACGAAUACCGAAUAUUUAAUUAAAAAAAAACACAGAAAAGAAAAUAAAAGAAAAAAAAAGAAGAAAUUAAAUAAAUAAAUACGAUCGUUUAUGGCGAUAUAUCUUUUCAGACAAGAAGUGUUGUGUAUCUUCGGAUAGGAUCGACUGAGAUCCGAUUUAUAAUAAUAACAAGUGAAACAGGAAGUGACAUGGCAUGAAACAUCCGAGAUUUAUUUGGACAAGGAGUUUAUGCAGGAAGUGUUGUGCGGUUUUAAACGAAAAUCGGGGAUUCGGAACGUUGUUAAAAUAAAUAAACGGUAAGAAACGAGAAUUUCGUAAAGAGAACUAUCAAUUUUCGUUUGAACGUGUUUGAGAAAAAUCUCAUCGAUUUAUCGAUAGGUAAUAGAAAUCGAAAUAUUUUCGUUUUGUUUCAUCGUAUAGUCAGUCACGUCGUGAAAAUAAGAGAAAGGGAAAGGGAAGAAGAAACUGUAGGCGAAAUUUCUCGUCGAACUAUUUAUUUCGAAGCGAGCCGAUCGUGCACGAAAGCGAAUCUACAAUUUAUAUGACAUUAGAGAAUACCUAGCCGCGGGGGAAAAGAUCUAAAAUGACACGAAAUUACACACGGUCGCCGAAUAAAAAGAAAAAAAAGGAAAAAAAAGAAAAAGAAAGGGAAAAAAAGAAA
Vespa mandarinia (Asian giant hornet) is the source of this 3487-nucleotide messenger RNA. RefSeq lists its product as uncharacterized. Gene Ontology annotation, biological process: regulation of DNA-templated transcription. The record is from RefSeq and is a predicted model, not a curated record. Gene Ontology annotation, molecular function: DNA-binding transcription factor activity, RNA polymerase II-specific; DNA binding. Lineage: Eukaryota; Metazoa; Arthropoda; Insecta; Hymenoptera; Vespidae.